This is a messenger RNA of Epinephelus moara (kelp grouper), 315 nucleotides long. RefSeq names its product cystatin-B-like. Bases 1 to 315 code for a protein of 104 amino acids. Gene Ontology annotation, cellular component: cytosol. NCBI's taxonomy places the organism in Eukaryota, Metazoa, Chordata, Actinopteri, Perciformes, Serranidae. Gene Ontology annotation, molecular function: cysteine-type endopeptidase inhibitor activity. The record is from RefSeq and is a predicted model, not a curated record. The transcript has 3 exons.
AUGGCUACGGAUAUGGGAGAAUGGAGUGAGACAAAGAAUGCCACUGAGGAAACUCAGAAGAUUUGUGAUCAGGUGAAGGUCGAAGUGGAGAAAAUUACAGGCAAGAAAUACAGCGUAUACACAGCAGUUAAAUACAGAGAUCUGGUUCUGUGUGGAGGAACCCACUACCUUAUCAAGGUUCAUGUUGGAGGAGAGGACUACAUUCAUCUGAUGGUCGUCCAAGUAACUGGGACGCAGGUCCCACCUCCUCCAUCACUGAGCAGUGUAGAGCAGCACAAAACCAGACACGACCCCCUCGUACUUAUCACCAACUGA